GUCCGUUUAGCUGCGUUGAAAGUGGUGCAAGAAUUAAAUCAUAAACUUGGAGAGGAAUACCUCGCUUUGUUGCCAGAAAUUGUUCCUUUUCUUGCAGAACUCAUGGAAGGUACAUAUUUUAUUGCAUUUAAGGUGGCUCCGUAUAGUUAUUUUAUAAGAAGCCUGGUAACGAAGUCUUGACGUUAGCAGAAAAAAACAUUGCACUCGUCCGAUUCUAAUACCAAUCAUAUACAUGAAAAAAUUUCUCAAUUCUGGUUGGCUAAGAGCAGUGCAAUUUUUUUUUAGGCUUUCUGAUUGACUUACAAAAUGAAACAAUAACAAAGAUAGCCAAUAAGAUACAGCAAUUUCCAGGAGAAAUAAUACAAAAAACAAACAUUUAGGAAUGACUGCAUAAUUUUUUCAUGUAUACUUUGUUAAUAAGUAAUGGUAUGGUUUCUCGUGCAAUUUGAAAAAACAUACACACGUGAGUUUUUCAAAGAUUUCAAUUUUGAUAGUCUUUGAAAACUCACUCGUGCACGCAUGUUUUUUUCCAAAUUGCACUCGAAACAUGCGUACUAUUACCUAUACAAAUAAACACGCGCGCGUUUCGCGUGAUAAACUUCACGCAUGCGUAAAUAUUGAUCAUAUCGAAUCGAUAUUUUGUCACGGCAAUAGCGACUGCGAGACAAUUUCUUGAAAAUUUGUAAAUUGAACGAAUACAACAAGCUUGCCAACAGAUCAAACGUUUUGAAAACAGUGAAUUAUGUAGCGAAUAAUCUGCCUUGAUAGCCUUAUUCCAGGGCCGUCCACUGCUUGCGUCGGAACCCGCGCGUCUGCGUUGAAGCCUGGGGACGAGGCUGGCCUUAUUCCAUAUUCACAUAUGUUUAGAAUAUCAAAAAUUUACUCGCUGAGAAAUUUUGGGAAAUGCCUUGAUAGCCUUAUUCCAUAUUCACAUAUGUUUAGAAUAUCAAAAAUUUACUUGCUUAGAAAUUUUGGGAAAACCCGUAUCACGUAUGCUCAAAUAGAAGCUAAAGUAUGAAUGUCAUUGUUACCAUGACAACGCAAUAUGUGUAUAAUCGUUUAUCCUUUUUUAAGUAAUCGAUACCUUUAUUAUAAUUCUAUAUACUCCAUGCCUCCAAGAUUCGGUUUAUAGAGUAAUACAUCCCACUUAGUCAUGACCACAUAAAAUUACUUGCGGAUAUUAGAACAAUAGGGAGCCACGUUAAAGCGAAUGGCAGUAAGAUGUAUAUGCGAAUUUUUGUCACAGUGAUAUGUUUUGUUGGAACAGAUAUCUUGAAUAAGGUUAGGGUUCCAAUUUCACUCAAGUUAAGUAGGUUUCAGUUUAAAAAUGAAUAAAAGAGCCCAGCAAACCACGCAUACUUGGUAAAAAUGAAAUUUAACUAUAAUUAAUAGCUAACUUUAUUAGCUAACGUUUCGUUGUCUACUGUACAACAUGUACUGAAUGAACUGGAUUUUACAUGGAAUGCUAUCUAUAUAAAAUAUAUUUACAUUUAUUUCAAGUGUUGAACGUGACCUAAAUCCGACACCUACACAUCUCCAUAUCGCACACGAUGAAUACGUGCAUGGCAACAUUUCAGAGUUCAGUAACGACUAGAAUAAAUAUAGACGUAACGUUUUGCAAUACGUUGCGAAUGCAGUCAACAGUAAAUAAUAUGGAAACAUCCGAUUUUCGUGAAUUGGUAUUUUGCUAGAUCAAAGUCCGAUAGAUAAAAAUGCUUUUAUAUACUUCGAUUUGUAAACUAUAACCAGACUCAUUUCAGUUGGAACUGGUUGGUAAUAAACUAAGUUACCCAUGUUAUUUCAUUAAAACCUGGUUCACACAAUGAAUUGGCUCGGCGGUUUUCUCUUUCUGACCAGACAGUCACGUGGACGUACGACUCAAGUAUAUAUAAGAACUAUAUAUAUAAUUGUUUUUGUUUGUGGAAACACCACGUAAAUUUAUUACUGCAACUAUAUAUAUACUUUUAAUACAAAUGCAAUGAGAUUGCUUGAUUUUACAGUGAUAAUAAUUAUUUUAGACGAAUCGUUCGAGGUGGAACAAAAAUGUCAGCAAGUGAUCAGUGAAAUGGAGGAAGUCCUUGGGGAAUCACUUAAAAAAUAUUUCUAA
This is a messenger RNA of Paramuricea clavata, 2107 nucleotides long. NCBI's taxonomy places the organism in Eukaryota, Metazoa, Cnidaria, Anthozoa, Malacalcyonacea, Plexauridae. The record is from the annotation of a GenBank genome assembly.